Angiostrongylus costaricensis is the source of this 960-nucleotide messenger RNA. NCBI's taxonomy places the organism in Eukaryota, Metazoa, Nematoda, Chromadorea, Rhabditida, Metastrongylidae. The record is from the annotation of a GenBank genome assembly.
AUGGCUUUCUCUGGAAGAGAAUACGUUCGCGAAAAAAUGCCAAUUAUAGGAUUUGGAACGUAUCAGGGUUUUCAGAUUCGGAACGAAAAGGUGUUAUAUGAUGUUGUCGACGCAGCGCUAUCCUGUGGUUAUCGCUUUUUCGACACCGCACAAAUAUAUGGAAAUGAAGCAGCACUUGGUCGUAUAUUCAAAGAACUCCUACCGAAAUAUGAGUUGGAAAGGUGUGAACCAAAUUCGGACACUGACUAUCGCGAAGGUAUAACCAAUUCGAAUUCCAACCCCAAUUUUCCAAGAACGUCAUCGGACAUUUUCAUCACAACAAAGGUUUCUCCAGCUAACCAAGGUACGGAACUUGCAAAAAAAUCUGUGCUGAAGUCGCUAGCCAACCUCCAGAUUGAUUACAUUGACUUAAUGCUGAUCCAUUGGCCUGGGAUCAGCAAGUUACCUGUUGGAGAUUCUCGAAAUUUCGAUGGUCGUCGACAGACCUACGAGGUCCUAGAAGAGUUUCAUGGAUCUGGUGAACUGCGAGCUAUCGGAGUGUCAAACUACGAGAUCCGCCAUUUAGAGCAAUUACUCACUCAUUGCACUGUUCACCCAGCUGUGAACCAGGUAGAGUUCCAUCCGCACUUUCAUCAACUGGAUCUGCUCGAGUUCUGUAAAGUACAUGAUAUUCAUUUUCAGGCAUACAGCAGUUUGGGAGGACCUGAUUAUCGUGAUGAGCUCUUCAAUGAUCCUGUUAUCCAAGAGAUGGCGAAAAAGUACCAGCUUUCCACUGCGCAGUUUCUACUAGCAUGGACAACAUCUCAAUCCAUAAGCGUGCUACCUCGAACAACUCAACGUCAGCGAGUCAUCGAGAAUUUCGCUGCUAAAGAUGUGAUGGUCACCAAUGCGGAUGUUCAGAAGCUUUUGAACAACAGAAAACAUAACAAAGCGUGCUGGGAUCCUACUGAUGUUACUUGA